AUGGCUCGAGCUAAACCUCCUGUAGUAAAGGCUGCAUGCCUUGCAUGGGGCCGAGACUGUAGUUACCAGCCCAGUCGUAGGGGUGGUGUCCGAAGAGGUGCAAGAUAUGCAGAAGAGCAACGACGUCGUCUUGAGCCAGAAAACCCACCGUCUUCCUUCUCUCCUAGCUCACCUCCAGAGAUUACCGAGAGUCUAGGUAAGUGCCUCAUUUUAUUCUCAAGCCUGUCCUUAUCUGACUGCUUUCUAGACCCUGCCUUGGAUAAGAUGAUAGGAUUGGUUUCUCCUUUUUCAGGUCUUCACAACCUUGAUUUGUCCCCAGACAGUCUCUCAGAUACACUGGGAGGCCGGCAUUUUUGGGAACAGUUUACCCCAAGUACUGAAGGCCCCCAUAAUUCGGUGUCUGCUGCCGAUGUAGAACAACCAACCGCUAGAGCAUAUCAAAGCGAAGCGGACAUGUACGCCGAGAACCCCCAGAAAAUCCAACUUACUAAUAGCCAUGAGACAGUGUCAAUGCCUACUACUUGUAUAUUCACCUAUAUCUCCCAUUAUUGCCGCCAUCAACAGAGCUGA
Penicillium lagena is the source of this 570-nucleotide messenger RNA. RefSeq lists its product as uncharacterized. The coding region runs from base 1 to 570 and encodes 189 amino acids. The transcript is spliced from 2 exons. NCBI's taxonomy places the organism in Eukaryota, Fungi, Ascomycota, Eurotiomycetes, Eurotiales, Aspergillaceae. The record is from RefSeq and is a predicted model, not a curated record.